AUGAGAUNACCAGAUCCACAUCCGUAUCCACGUCAACAUCCACGUCCACAUCCACGUCCACGUCAACAUCCACAACCAGAUCCACAUCCGUAUCCACGUCAACAUCCACGUCCACAUCCACGUCCACGUCAACAUCCACAACCAGAUCCACAUCCACGUCAACAUCCACGUCAACAUCCACGUCAACAUCCACAACCAGAUCCACAUCCACGUCAACAUCCACAACCAGAUCCACAUCCACGUCAACAUCCACGUCAACAUCCACAACCAGAUCCACAUCCACGUCAACAUCCACGUCAACAUCCACGUCAACAUCCACGUCAACAUCCACAUCGUCAACAUCAACAACAACUGCUUUGA
This is a messenger RNA of Adineta ricciae, 360 nucleotides long. Lineage: Eukaryota; Metazoa; Rotifera; Eurotatoria; Adinetida; Adinetidae. The record is from the annotation of a GenBank genome assembly.